Propithecus coquereli (Coquerel's sifaka) is the source of this 1079-nucleotide messenger RNA. RefSeq names its product regulator of microtubule dynamics protein 1. Bases 77 to 1021 code for a protein of 314 amino acids. NCBI's taxonomy places the organism in Eukaryota, Metazoa, Chordata, Mammalia, Primates, Indriidae. Gene Ontology annotation, molecular function: microtubule binding. The transcript has a single exon. The record is from RefSeq and is a predicted model, not a curated record. Gene Ontology annotation, cellular component: cytoplasm; mitotic spindle pole; spindle microtubule.
GACUGCGGCUUCCUUAACCUGGCCCGCCUUGGUAGCUGCUCAAAGGCGUAAAGUGUCAGCCUGCGAGUUGUAGGGCAUGGCGCUGGCGGCUCGACUGUGGCGCUUCCUCCCUUUGAGACGUGGAGCCACCCUGGGGUCUUGGCUCCCCAUGGGGACUUCCGGCAGCCGCGGACAGUGCGGCCCCGGGCAAUUCCGCGUCUCUGAGGUAAUGAGAAACCCAGGAACUUUCAAAAGAGGCCUUUUAGUCUCAGCCUUGUCUUAUUUGGGUUUUGAAACUUAUCAAGUCAUUUCUCAGGCUGCUGUGGUUCAUGCUACAGCCAAAGUUGAAGAAAUUCUUGAACAAGCAGACUACCUAUACGAAAGUGGAGAAACAGAAAAACUUUCUCAGUUGCUAACCCAAUACAAGGAAAGUGAAGAUGCAGAGCUACUGUGGCGUUUGGCAUGGGCAUCACGUGAUGUAGCUCAGCUUAGCAGAACCUCAGAAGAAGAGAAAAAGCUAUUGGUGUAUGAAGCCCUAGAGUAUGCAAAAAGAGCACUAGAAAAAAAUGAAUCAAAUUUUGCAGCUCAUAAGUGGUAUGCAAUCUGCAUUAGUGAUGUUGGAGAUUACGAAGGCAUCAAGGUUAAAAUUGCAAAUGCGUACAUUAUCAAGGAACAUUUUGAGAAAGCAAUUGAACUGAACCCUAAAGAUGCCACCUCAAUUCACCUUAUGGGUAUUUGGUGCUACACAUUUGUUGAAAUGCCUUGGUAUCAAAGAAGAAUCGCCAAAAUGCUGUUUGCAGCUCCUCCUAGUUCCACCUAUGAGGAGGCCUUAGGCUACUUUCACAGGGCAGAACAAGUGGAUCCAAACUUCUAUAGCAAAAACUUGCUUCUUUUAGGAAAAACAUACUUGAAACUACACAACAAAAAGCUUGCUGCUUUCUGGCUAAUGAAAACCAAGGACUAUCCGGCACACACGGAGGAGGAUAAACAGGUACACACAGAAGCUGCUCAGUUGCUUACAAGUUUGAGUGACAAGAAUUGAGAACUUUUGAGAGAAGAAAAUACAUGAAACAUGAUAAACAUUGCCUUUUCAUUGAAUU